Messenger RNA from Staurois parvus, 337 nucleotides. Lineage: Eukaryota; Metazoa; Chordata; Amphibia; Anura; Ranidae. The record is from the annotation of a GenBank genome assembly.
UGCCACCUGUCAGUGCUCAUCAAUGCCAGCUGUCAGUGCUCAUCAAUGCCACCUGCCAGUGCCCAUCAGUGCCUCAUCAAUGCCACAUAUCAGUGCCUACCACUGCACAUCAAUGCCACAUAUCAGUUCCCAUCUGAGCUGCCUUUCAGUGUCACCUAUCAGUGCCAGUCAGAGCCACCUAUCAAUGCCAGUCAUCAGUACCGCCUAUCAGUGCGCAUCAGUGCUGCCUAUCAGUGCCCGUCAGUGCUGUCUAUCAGUGCCGCCUAACAGUGCCAGUCAGUGCUGCCUAUCAGUGCCAGUCAGUGCCGCAUAUCAGUGCCACCUAUCAGUGCCACCU